AAAUAUGGAGAGAGGGUUUGGUGUCUUAACCUUACUAACUUGAAGAAAUCCGGCUGGAUCAUCUCCAUCUUUAAUGAUCCUGCUCAUCCAUCUCUCCCUGCACUCAAAGAUGGAGAAUCAAAAAUAGUGCUCCUAGGCUAUUUAUUGUUUUCAGUUAUGAGACCGGAUGUCAACGAUUACCUCUGCCAUAGGGAGUAUUCCUUGUCCUUCAGUGUAAGAAUAAACAACUAUCUGAGUGAAACUGUUGGUCCACGGAGCCAAGAAGUCAUUUCAAAAGUGCUAGAAUUGCUUCGCGAGCUAAGGGGUGAAAGUCAAUAUUUCAACAUAGCUGCUGCAGAACUGGGGUUUAUAUUUGAUGUUGUUUACACCAAGGCUGCUUUGAUAUAUACCAAGAGAGGAUGCUUGUUGCGCCUCAUCAGCUUCAUUUUCACCUUCGCAGUUCUGCUGGUCUUCCCGAUUAUCAUCAUGGAUGAGUCAAAAUUCCAAUUCGAUAUUUUCGUAACAAUCAGUUUGUUGGUCGGGCGGUUACACCGGAAUUUUGUACUCUGUUGUCAAUGCUUUCUUCGGAUUGGGCAGAGGUUAUCACUUUCGAUGGGACAGUUCAAUUUGUUAGAUUUUUGCUGGGAUUCCAGAAAGGAUAAGGUUUGUUGGUUUUCUAGAAACAGCUGUAGGAGAGAUUUUCUUGAAAAUUGGAAUAGUUUCCGUUUUACCAAAUUUAUGGAAGUUCCAAGCUAUUUGACGCAAAUAGAGCUUUAUCAAAUUCGGCUAAAGUCCUUCUUUGCGGGCAUUUCCUUUGAAGCAACAAGGGGGCAGAAGACGCUUAGUGAAGAGGCAGAUAGACAGAGGAAUCCUGGUGAAAAUGCAAUAACUGACAUGCUUCCUGUCCUAAAAAGGAGCAUCAAUGUAGAUUUUGAUACCAGCAUCAUAACCUGGCACCUGGCCACAAGUAUUUGUUACCAUCAAGAUCAUGAUCCCAAUAAGCCUGGCAGUGAAGACAUGGAGAUCAGCAAAUAUUUGUCAAAUUAUAUGAUGUAUCUGCUAGUCAUGCAACCUGCUAUGAUACUGCCUGAGCACUGUGGGAGUUUCUGGUUCGACCAUGCUCUUAAAAAGGUCAGGGACACUUUCUCCAAGCACCUCGACAAGACUGCUGCUUUCAAUUCGCUCCUCCAAUUCAGAACUGAUGAGCCAGCGUUGGGGAAACCGUCGGUCGAGGAUCCGCUGGAGAUUGCAGGAUUGUUGGCCACGAAGUUGAACCAAAGCAGUAAUAAAUGGGAGCUAAUAAAGAAUAUGUGGAUUGAGAUGCUACUUUAUGCCGCACAUUCGUGCCAGCAUGUUAAUCAUGUUAAGCAGCUAGGACGAUACGGCCGUGAAUUCCUUACCCUAAUCUGGAUCAUGGGAGGCUACCAUGUUAUUGAAGAAGUAAUUUGUAAGCGCGAAACUGAAGGUACAUAACGCAUUGCAGAGCUAGUUUUACCAGCGGUGCUUGCAGAAGAAACACAAGACACUGCGAUGAAGCCAGACAACAUUUUAGAUUGCUUAGGGUCUUUAGGAAGUGUGGGAGGAUGCAUCGAUGCGAUAAAAGAGGUGAUUUCCAUUAACAAUUUUGCGGGUUUGGGAGAAGAAUGUUGCGAGGCUACGACUGCCCUUGGUCACAAUUGUUGGCCUAUACUUUUUCCAAACAAGCCUAUUGUCCCUUCUCUGGUUAAGACCAUAUGUGCUUUUGCGGGAGCAAAGGAGGCCAAAAAGUCAAAUUGAACUUUUGAUAGGGACCCAUGUAGUUUUUGAAUAUAAAUAAGUUGUCUUC
This is a messenger RNA of Rubroshorea leprosula, 1804 nucleotides long. Lineage: Eukaryota; Viridiplantae; Streptophyta; Magnoliopsida; Malvales; Dipterocarpaceae. The record is from the annotation of a GenBank genome assembly.